CUGUUUUGAUUGGAGGAAAAUAGUUGUCGUUCAUCUAUAGUGAGGUUCGUUCUUGAUUGAUCAAAACUGAGAGAAAUAAAAGGAACCUUUUAUAACUUGUAAUCGUGGAGUCUGGAGAAAAGUGAGUCGGACCACGCGACAUGACGUGUGUACACAAAUCAAUGGAAAGAACGUCUAUUUAAGACACUAAAUCCUGAAGACAAAAUGGCAUUCUUUUACAAGACCUGCACCAUGGCCAGGAUUCCAAUAUGCCGUCAAUGCCGGAGUAAAUACCAAGCGUGGAUUGGAGCGUCACGAGUGAUGACCCAUUCAUCUCAUUUAAUAUGCCAUCGGACUUGUUCUGACUCCGCCCACAAGCCAAGAUUCAACCCAAUCAGCAUUCAGAUGUUAUCUCAGCACCUUCACGAACAAAUCUUCAAGGUUGAUAAAAGAAGGAAACAGAAGACGCCCUCAUCAGACGACAUCGAGAAAAGCAUCGAGCAUCUGAAAGAACAUGGUCUAUGGGGCAAGGACGUGCAAACCCUUCCUGACGUCAACUUCAAACUUCCUAAACUUUACGGCCGGAAUAUUGACGAGCAUUUCCAGAUUCUGGCUAACAAGCAGAGCGAUAAAUACAUGAAGCUGUCGGAGGCGUUGGCUUUUGGAUCGUUACCCACAAUGCCUCAGGAGUGGGCGUUUACGAAAGGUUGGACAAUGUAUGAUGGGAAUGGCGGACGUGUGGACGUUGAUUACCCGUUGGAGGACGCUGUUGUAUUUGACGUAGAAUGCUUGAUGACCGAGGGACUGUUCCCAACAUUAGCUGUUGCUGCUUCAACUGAAGCCUGGUACUCGUGGUGCAGUGAACGUCUCGUCGAAGAACAUCUGACUCUCUCUCCCCGCAUCACACCUGAUAAUCUCAUCCCCAUGGAAACGGCUGCAUCAUUUAGACCAUCUGAAUCAACUCGUUGGAAAGAGCGCCUCAUCAUUGGUCAUAACGUCAGUUUCGAUCGCAGCUUCAUCAAAGAACAGUAUUACCUGAAGGGUACCAAGACUCGUUUCUUGGACACAUUGAGCCUUCACAUGGCAGUGUCUGGACUAACGACAUACCAACGAGCUUUAUGGAUGGCUGAUCGGACCGGCAAAGGAGCCAAGACGCAGUACUUGGCCAAGAAAGCCCUCAAGAAAUCAGCUGGACCACCUUCGACGGAGUGGCUAGGUGCAAGCAGUCCAAACAACCUUGCUGAUGUGUACGCCCUCUAUAGUCGAGAUAAUGAAAGGUUAGACAAGAGCAAACGUGACACAUUUAUCAGCGGCACGAUGGAGGAUGUCCGUAGUGAUUUUCAGGAACUGAUGUCUUACUGUGCUAAAGAUGUAGAAGCAACACAUGUCGUCUUUACUCACCUCCUACCCAAAUUCUAUGAAAGGUUCCCCCAUCCAGUAACCUUUGCAGCUACAUUAGAGAUGGGUCAAGCAUACCUACCCGUCAAUCAUAACUGGGAACGUUAUCUGAGGGAGUCACAAGAAACCUACGAUGAUCUACAACAAGAGAUGAAACUUGCUCUGAUGCACCUAGCUAACGAUGCUUGCCAACUCAUGCAAGAUGACAGUUACAAAGAAGAUCCGUGGCUGUGGGAACUAGACUGGUCAACGGAAGAUUACAAACUCAAGAAAGAAGUCGUCCGCAGAAAACCAAGAGGUAAUUCAAAAGACCUCCGAGAGAAUGAUAGAACUCCAAGCUCGACAUCUCAAGAUGAUGGCAAGAUGAAUCACGAGACGGAGAGACCAGAUGGAGAAGAUGAGAGACGUACAAUGGGAGCAUCUCAAGGAGGCAGUGAGACAAUGGCGGAGGAAGAUGGAUUAACAGAGGAAGAGAGACUAGAGCAGGAAGCGAGAGAGGAACGCUUGAGAGACGUUAUGGAGACAGCUGACCGGAUGCCAAAGAUCAAGCAGCACAUGGUGGGAUAUCCAAUGUGGUAUCGUGAGUUAUGUCCCCGUAAGAUAGAUGAGGACUGGGCGCCAGGUCCUUGUCUCAUCAGCUCUCAAGUCAGGGUAGCGCCUAAGCUACUCCGCUUGACAUGGGAAGGUUAUCCGCUACACUAUGAGGCCAAGCAUGGAUGGGGGUACUUGGUUCCUGGAAGGACAGAGGACACGAUGGGAGAAGAGCUUAAGGAAGAAGAGGGCGGAGAUGAAGAGAACAACAUGAAAGAACAUUUUCCUCUUCAUGCUUUGAAAAGUUUUGUGCAAGACAAGAUUCCUGAGGACAACAUGUCGCUACCAGAGAUGACAUCACAUUUUACAGAAUUGGAUUCCCAAGCCAGCUUGGUCCAAUCGGAGGUUGAAGACUAUUGGACGCAUAGUGAAGAUGAAAGCACGUCUGAUGAGAAUGAUAGAAUACCUUCCCCGAAGCCUGCCGUCAUUCCAGAUCCAAACGGACCAUCCUCGGGUCCUGAACGUCACGGCCAACGACCUCGUACUGAUGUCAAGAUCCCAGGCUGCUGGUUCUAUAGACUACCACAUAAGGAUGGUGGCUCCAACAAAGUUGGUAACCCUUUAGCCAAAGACUUCUUGAAUAAACUUGAAGAUGGUACGCUGGGAUCUGCAGGAGGAGCUCAAGCAACUCGCAUCUUGGAGAUUAAUAAACUCAUCUCAUUCUGGAGAAAUGCAAGCAAGAGAAUCAAUUCACAGAUGGUGGUUGACCUUGAGAAGAACCAUCUUCCUCGUACUGUGACCCGUAACCAUGACUACGAUGAAGAUGGUUUCUAUGGUGCUAUCAUCCCUCGUGUCAUUGCCGCGGGAACAGUGACUCGGAGAGCUGUGGAGCCAACAUGGCUGACUGCAUCUAAUGCCAGGACGGACCGUGUUGGUAGUGAACUGAAGGCCAUGGUACAAGCGCCCCCUGGGUAUCAUCUAGUAGGUGCUGACGUUGAUUCUCAGGAACUAUGGAUUGCUGCUCUGCUUGGAGAUGCAAACUUUGCCGGUUUCCAUGCAUGUACUGCUCUUGGUUGGAUGACAUUACAAGGCAAGAAGAGUGAUGGUACUGAUAUGCACAGUGUGACUGCUUCAACUAUCGGCAUCAGUAGAGAACAUGCUAAGAUCAUCAAUUACGGUCGUAUCUACGGUGCUGGAAGACCGUUCGCUGUUCGCCUGCUGAUGCAGUUUAAUCACAAAAUGAGCUUAGAAGAAGCACGAGAGAAAGCUAACAAGAUGUACGCUGCUACUAAAGGCCUUAGAAUGCAUAAAAUUGAGGAGAAAGCAACUGAAUUCCUCAUCAAACACAAACUUCUUGAUAACGAGGACGACCGCUACAUCUCCACAGCUAAACUGAGACAAAUCAGCAAACACAUCAAACCAGGCAAGCGAAGUUUACUGACGAACGGUAAAGAAUGGACUAAGGGAAGCGAGUCAGCUAUGUUCAAUCAACUCGAGAGCAUCGCUCACGCUGAUCAUCCCAAAACACCUGUCCUCAAAUCAUCAAUCAGCCGAGCAUUGGAGCCCAAACGAGUCAACAAUGAGUUCCUAACCAGCCGUGUCAACUGGGUAGUGCAGAGCUCCGCAGUUGACUAUCUUCAUCUCAUGCUUGUAUGCAUGCGCUGGCUGUUUGAACAAUAUCACAUCGAUGGCCGCUUCUGCAUCAGCAUACAUGAUGAAGUACGCUACUUGGUCACCAGUGAAGAUAGGUACCGGGCAGCGUUAGCGUUGCAGAUCACCAACCUACUGACGAGAUGUAUGUUUGCUUAUAAAAUGGGGAUGGCUGACUUACCUCAGUCUGUAGCUUUCUUCAGUGCGGUGGAUAUCGACACUGUCUUACGGAAAGAAGUCACCAUGGAUUGCCAGACACCGUCUAACCCGUAUGGACUACAGAGGGGCUACGGGAUACCCGCAGGAGAAGCUUUGGAUGUGUACCAUAUUUUGGAGAAAUCAAACAACGGAUGUUUGACUAAAAGCAGCAGCACUGGCAGCAGCAACAGCAGCAGCAGCAGCAGCAGCCUUAAAACUGCAGCAAAGUCAUCUCAAUAACGUAAUAACUUCAUAGUUUGUCAGAAAUAGUGGUGUGCAUUUCCAACUGGGUUCCCUAUUGGACACGGCUACCCGUUAAAGAAACCUGACCUCAAAAUUCAAAUCCCAGAAUUUGUCGGAAGGGCGUACAUUUUACGCUGUAAACUGCAUCUUUUGCAAGCAUCUUCUGUUGCACAUUAAAAUGCACAUAAUGUGAAAUCUGUUUUGAUUUUCACGAAACUCAUCUUAUCUUGCGACUCAUCUUGGGACUUAAGACGAGUCCCCACUCUAAAAUCGAUCUUAGCUAAGACGCGUCCUAAGACCGAUUUCAUUAAACCCAUCUUAAGCAAGACGCAUCAAAGCUACCAAUUUGAUGGCUGUUUCAUGUUUGUUUCUACCGCUUGACGAAACAGUUGUUGAAAAGAAACGCCAAAACCAACUUCCUGAAUGCGUGCUACUGAUCUCUAUAUACUGACUGGGUAGCGCUUCGACCAAUGCGUGUACACAAGACCGUGACGCUCUUGCACACACGCGGCGGCCAUUUUGAAACUCCCUCAAAAGCCCACAUUAACACACGGAUCCGUAUAUAAAAAGUACAGAAUAACAAUAGUUUAGGAAGCAAUUUUGGAUCAUCGAACACGUUUUUAUAUAUUCAUUUUGCCCACAGUGUUAUUUUACUCAUGUUAAUAUUUGUUAACAUAUAUAAUUUUAUUUCGUGACUUUGAAUAUAUUUUUACGUGGCCAAAGGGAGUGUCAAAAUGGCAUCCAGUGACUUCACCCCCACGGCCCGAAGUGCUAUCCAGUCAGUAUAGAGAUCAGUGAUGCGUGCAAAGAACACAGACUUUCGCCAGAGAAUAUUACUCUACUCAAUAAAUUUCACAUGCAAGGAAGUUCUACACAAGAUACGAUAGAGUCAUUCUUGCUCCCCAUUGCAUCGCUCUAUUAAAAAAAUCUACUAGGUGUUGGCGUAUAAGUAAUUUGUGUAUAUAAGCUAUUUUUAUUGAAAUUACCUUCAUAUCAAAAAUCUUUUUAAAUCUGUUUCUACAACAGUUUUCUUCCUCGACACUAUAACUAUAGGCCGACACUCAACUUGAAAGACAAUGAUUUCCAGACGAUAUACAAAUUAACGCAUGCAUUAAUGAGAAAAGACGGCCCUCAGUUAAGUUAAGACAAGUUCAGCUGCGUUGCCAAGAAAUUUAGGACGUGUUGAACGCGUCUUAAGUUUGGUGAAAUCGAUCCUAGGACGAGUCGUGAGUUAAGACAAGUUUACCCUUCCUAAGGUUUUCUGGUUUUCAUUUUGAAAAUUCCCCACAAAUGCAAUCAAAACCUAGGAUGUGUUGAACGCGUCUUAAGUUUGGUGAAAUCGAUCCUAGGACAAGUCGUGAGUUAAGACAAGUUUACCCUUCCUAAGGUUUUCUGGUUUUCAUUUUCAAAAUUCCCCACAAAUGCAAUCAAAACCUAGGAUGUGUUGAACGCGUCUUAAGUUUGGUGAAAUCGAUCCUAGGACGAGUCGUGAGUUAAGACGAGUUACCCUUGCUAAGGUUUUCUGGUUUUCAUUUUGAAAAUUCCCCACAAAUGCAAUCAAAACCUAGGAUGUGUUGAAUGCGUCUUAAGUUUGGUGAAAUCUAUCCUAGGACAAGUCGUGAGUUAAGACAAGUUUACCCUUCCUAAGGUUUUCUGGUUUUCAUUUUGAAAAUUCCCCACAAAUGCAAUCAAAACCUUUGUGUUUCAUUGUCGGGCACUCGGGUACCCACACUCGGUCAGAAAUAUCAAAAACUUGCUCUAAUGUAAUCAGGUAUUUCCCUGAAGGACGUUUGGGUUUAUAGGGGUGGCAUAAAAAAAGUGAACUGAACUUUGUCUAACCUCUGGUAACUAGGACAUCCAAAUAUGAGGUUUUUUUUUGUUAUUUUCAACAAUCAAAAUUUGUUAGUGUAUAACAAACUCUUUAAUAUGCAGCUAAUCUUUGUAAUUAUAAAAAGAACAAAUGUAUAUACAUGUAAAGUAUACACACAAAAAACAAAUUUAUUUUUCCAUGCUUUUUAGAAAUUGUUAUUUUCCCCAUAAUGAAAAUAAAGACUAACAUAAUCAUGUAAACUCUAUUUUUGAAUGGAAGCUCAGUUCUUAAGUCAUGCAAAUCAAUGAAUUAAAAUUUGUAAAUCUAUACUUAGGUCCAUUACAAGGAAAUUCUUAUUUCUUAGGUAAAAACUUUGCAACUUUGGACAUAACUGUAACAACUAUCACGGAAAAAGAAAAACCUUAUUUGUUUUUGAUAAUUAGGUAGUCUACAAACUGGAUAAAUGAAGCUAUCAUCUACCAUAUCAGCAAGAAAAAGGAAGACACUUUAAAAAAACACCUCACAUUUCUGCUUCGUAGUUUGUCAAACCGUUAAACCGAGAUGAAUAUACCGGUAUCUCGUUUUUCACAAAUAUUACAGAGAUACUAAACUUUGUUUUAACAAUUUCUGUUACACUUUAAUACAAAUAACAGAAUUACCUAAUUUGGUUCUUCAAUCAGACGAUAACUUUCGAUAUUGUAUUAUAAAGCACUUGCAUUGUUAUCUUCAGGAAGAUAUAUACAGGGUGGAUAAAAAAA
This is a messenger RNA of Patiria miniata (bat star), 6567 nucleotides long. Its product is annotated as DNA polymerase subunit gamma-1-like. NCBI's taxonomy places the organism in Eukaryota, Metazoa, Echinodermata, Asteroidea, Valvatida, Asterinidae. Gene Ontology annotation, biological process: mitochondrial DNA replication. Gene Ontology annotation, cellular component: gamma DNA polymerase complex; mitochondrion. Gene Ontology annotation, molecular function: DNA-directed DNA polymerase activity; 3'-5' exonuclease activity; DNA binding. The record is from RefSeq and is a predicted model, not a curated record. The transcript is spliced from 22 exons. The coding region runs from base 205 to 3996 and encodes 1263 amino acids.